CGACGGUUACACCAGCUGUUUGUAUUUCUAACUGCAUAUUCGCAAUGACCACCCAGCCAUCCAAAAGUGUAGUUAUCGUUGUCGGGGGCCCUGCUGGAACCGGCAAGACUACUGUUUCCCAGGCAUUGGGAGAACAUUUUUCAUGUCCAGUAGUUGAAGGAGAUGAACUCCAUCCGCAGGCUAAUGUCGACAAGAUGUCGUCUGGCAUUCCGCUCACAGAUGAAGACAGAUGGGGAUGGUUGACUGAGUUGAGUCAGGUGGCCAGCAGCAAGAGUGUGGAGGGUCUGAACGAGCUGAAGAAGGCCGUAGUGUCUUGUUCGAUGUUGAAAAAGGUGUAUAGAGACCAUAUUAAGAAAAGUGCUGUGGAUGGAGGAUCCAGCAUUGAGUUCCGGUUUGUGUUCUUGUAUACGACAUUCGAAGAGUUGUUGCAGAGAGUCGGGAACCGUAAGGACCAUUUCAUGAAGUCUGACAUGGUGAAGUCGCAAUUCGACAUCAUGGAGAUUCCUGAGGGAGACGAGUUGUUGGAAAAUGGGGGAGAAGCCGUGGCAGUGAAUGCUACAGGAAAGAGCCCCGAACAGAUCAAUACUGAGGUUAUCGCCGCCUUGGAAAGGUAGCGAAGUGUGACGACAUGAAAGCAGAAUAUCACAGAGAAUGAAGUGUCUAUUGAUUACCAUGGAGCAUUUAGCAUGAAUGAGAAACGAAUAGAUUAUAGAGUUACAUAGUAGCGAAUAGAACAUAGAAGAAUAAAACACAAGUUAAACGGAUCU
This is a messenger RNA of Scheffersomyces stipitis CBS 6054, 767 nucleotides long. It is a transcript of the gene GLK2, whose product is annotated as gluconokinase. The coding region runs from base 45 to 614 and encodes 189 amino acids. The transcript has a single exon. Gene Ontology annotation, cellular component: cytoplasm. Lineage: Eukaryota; Fungi; Ascomycota; Pichiomycetes; Serinales; Debaryomycetaceae. Gene Ontology annotation, molecular function: gluconokinase activity. The record is from RefSeq and is a predicted model, not a curated record.